Molecule: messenger RNA, 1514 nt
Organism: Ostrea edulis (European flat oyster)
Lineage: Eukaryota; Metazoa; Mollusca; Bivalvia; Ostreida; Ostreidae
Product: peroxisomal trans-2-enoyl-CoA reductase-like
Exons: 8
Coding region: 308-1270 (320 amino acids)
Biological process (GO): phytol metabolic process
Cellular component (GO): peroxisome
Molecular function (GO): trans-2-enoyl-CoA reductase (NADPH) activity
Source: RefSeq, a predicted model, not a curated record
AAUCGGGAUCGAUGUACAAGUCUGAUCUGAUCAUUAGUCUGGGGCCGGUUUUACAAAACAACUUACGACAAAGUCGCAAGUCUUAAAUUGUAUUACACAGUUAUUACUUUGAAUGAAUGAAGUAAAACUUUUGUAAGGUUUAAUUUUCAAUAUUUUAGAAAAAAUAUUUUGCAUUUGCAGUGAAUGACCUUACAAUAAACUGGAAAAUUCCAGUCUGUAAAGUUUGUCGUAAAUCGUAAGUUCUUUUGUAAAACGCGCCCCUGGUCUCCGCCCCCGCCACUUAUUGAUUGUAAGUUAUAGGUGAUCAAUGAGUGGCGGGGACGGGGACCAGAAUAUCGGUGUACCGGAGUGUAGGUCACAUGACACAAAGAUGGCGAGUUCCAGUGGAAAAGUAUCUAGUGUUUUUAGGUCAGGAUUGUUUAAUGGGAAAGUGGCUAUUGUGACCGGUGGCAGCACUGGCAUUGGGAGAGCAAUUACCCAGGAGCUGUUAUAUUUAGGAUGCAAAGUAAUAAUAGCAUCAAGGAACGCAGAGAGACUUUCUUCUGCAACAGCAAUCAUUCAGAAACAGAUCCCAAACGAUAGUGCUGCAGAAAUAGCGAACAUCCAGUGCAAUAUCCGGAAAGAAGACCAGGUGAAGAAAAUGAUUUCAGAAACAUUAUCGAAGUUCGGUAAAAUUGACUUUCUUGUAAACAACGGAGGGGGUCAGUUCCCAGGACCAGCAUCUUCCUUUAGUCUCAAGGGUUGGAAUGCUGUCAUAGAGACCAAUCUUACAGGAACCUAUCUAUGCUGUAGGGAAGUCUAUAAUCAGUGGAUGUCGGAGCAUGGUGGUGUUAUCAUCAAUAUCAUUGCUGACAUGUGGAAGGGCUUCCCAGGAAUGAGCCACACAGGAGCAGCUCGGUCAGCUGUGGACAAUCUGACCAAGUCUCUGUCCUUGGAGUGGGCCUCAUCUGGAGUGAGGAUCAAUGCAGUAGCUCCGGGAAGCUCAAUAUUCUCAGAGACAGCAGCAGCAAAUUACAAUGAUAAAGAUAUAUUUAAACGAACUCUUCCUUAUAUACCAGCCAGACGUUUAGGAACCCCUGCUGAGAUUUCAGCAGCUGUGUGCUUUCUUCUGUCACCUGCCGCAGCUUUCAUAUCUGGGGAGAGUCUGAAGGUAGAUGGCGCUGCCAGUUUGCAUGGUGGGACCUGGGACAUACCAGAACACAACAAUUUACCAGCGUAUGACUGGGAAACAGAUGAUGCAGAAAACCCUCAGUCCAAAUCAAAGUUAUAGCAAAAGCAGGACAAAGUCCAAAGAAACCAUUUGUAAAAUAUCUUUUAUUUUUAUAUUUUCAAACAAAGAGACAUUGAUGGACACAGAUGAGAUGAAUAAUGCUGAUUUCAAUGAUUUACUGAUUGUCUAUUUAUAUGUGUGUAUGCAGACUAUAUUAUAUCUUAAUCUUCAUGAUAUGUUUUAAUUCAUGAGAUUUAUUUGUAUUUGUGACUAUCUUUAAUGAAGAUUUUCCAGAAAAGUUUGA